UCCUUGUGUGCUUUGAUAUUGUAGUCAACAUUUUCCUUAACUUAGAAAAGCCUAGAUACACUUAGAAGCGAUCUCCCUAUAUCUGUAAAACAUGGCUAACGUGAAUUCUACGACUGAUAAUUUCGUGAAACGCAUUUACAAGGAUCCCUACUGUUGGCUGGAACCCCUCUCAAUAAUCGUGCUCAUCGUCUUGACCUGUUUCUAUUACAUUUAUGAUGUGUUCUAUGUGGUGCCGCAGUUACAUGGUUUCUUUGGACAGACAAUCAACUUCUUGAUCGCCACUUGGAUCGUUUACAAUAUUUUCGGAAAUCUUUGGGCCUGCUGCAGGACAACAAGCUCAGUGAACACGUUGAGACCGGAACUAAUGCAGCCUGUAAAGGGAGAUGAGUACCUUUGGCGAUAUUGUGAUAAAUGCGACAAACUAAUGCCACCGAGAGUCUGGCACUAAAUCUGCAAAUGUUGCAUUCUAAAGCGUGAUCAUCACUGCAGCUUCACGGCCAAUUGCAUUGGACACAACAAUCAACGUUACUUCAUCGCGUUGAACUUUCACCUUACCCUUGGAGCUGGCCAGGCUCAGAUCUACAAUUUCAUCAUGGCCUUAAAGCAUGGCUUUAAUCGGGAAAAUUGGUUGCCGAUAUUUUUCGAUGAAGCUUUCGCUACGGAUGAUUCGGACAUUUUGUUUUCAUACCUAAUGAGAACCAUCUUUUACAUUAACCUGAUGUGCUUUGUAUUUCCCUUGCUGGUGUUAAGCUGGCAAAUUCUAUUGGUCGUAAACAAUGCGGUUUCUGCGGACUCUACCGAUCGCACAUAUGAUCUCGGAAUAGGACGCAACUUUUCCCAGGUGCUGGGAAAUCGAAGAUUCUUGACUUUGCUAUCUCCAAUGAUCGAGAGUCCACUCCCCCACGAGGGUGUCCAUUGGCAGUCCAAGCGUACCGUCUAAAUGAUACAAUUUGAUACCCUUAUCCCAGUGUGUUUUCCAAAUUAUAUAUAUAUGCACGUUU
Molecule: messenger RNA, 1001 nt
Organism: Drosophila serrata
Lineage: Eukaryota; Metazoa; Arthropoda; Insecta; Diptera; Drosophilidae
Product: putative palmitoyltransferase ZDHHC24
Molecular function (GO): palmitoyltransferase activity
Source: RefSeq, a predicted model, not a curated record